AUGGACGACGAGGGGUCGGUGGAGAUCGAGGAACUCUUCGCUCUGCUCAACCAAAGGCAGGAAACGGGAGGCGAGGCUGAAGGGCACGGGCCCAACGAAGAAGGCGCGGGUCGUGAUGGAGUUGGUGCUAGCCCCGAUCAGAACGUUCGACCAAUCAACGAGCUGCGCAUGCUGAGUGUGGCGAGGAAGGACUUCGGCAAGGUCGAGCGCGUUGCCCGCUCGAUGACCGCGCAAAGGUUAGCGGCGGCGAGGGUCGAGUUGGAGAGCUCGGGCAAGACGACCGAUGAGGGCGUGAAGGAGCUUCUCAGGAGCCUCUCGCUGUACGGCCACCGGCAACCCAUGUCGAGAGAGGUUCGGCUCAAUAUGCGGCGGAAAAUCCAGUCGCUCAUCGUUGGCUACGGCGUUCCGGCCAUCUGGUUCACCAUCAACCCAAACGACAUUACGAACCCGGUGAAGCUGCGACUGGCGGCAUAUCGGACACGCGAUCCCGGCGCGGCCGAGGAGUUCCUAGAAGGCCUUGGGAGUGCGUACAAGCGGACAAGGCUGGCCAUGUCCGAUCCGAUGAGCGCCGCCGUAUUCUUCCACCGGGAGAUGAAGCUGUUCUUCGAUCAUUACGUGAAGGUCGGAGAAGACUCGAUGCUUGCCGACAUCCACGGGGAGGAUCAGGCGGCGUAUCGCGAGCGAAUCAUACGAUACGUCGAUAGUGUCUUCUCCGAGGAUCUGGAUCAGGAAGGGUUCUGCGCCGUGCAAGCGGAGCGAUCUGUGACGUCCGAUAUUUCCUCCCUGCUGGACAACACCGAGCAGUUUUCGGCCGCAUUUGACGAGGAGGCCAACUUCUGUGCCGGCGCUACACAGAUCCGGAGGACUCACAGCAUGGUCAAUCGAUGGAACAAGGCUAUCGCUGUUGGGCUCCGGCACAACCACGACAUUUCCUUCAUUGCGACGCAGCGCAAGACCAUGGCCCUUAUGUAUUAUGUCACGAACUACGCGACGAAGGUGGAGGACCCGGUGUGGAAGCGUGUGGCGGCCGCGGCCGAUCUCCUGGCCGCCUCAACGGGUGACGGCACGGCCAACGGAGGACAGGACGACGGUGGAGGUGCUGUCGAGGUCGUCGCUCAUCUUCUUGGAUAUCCGGCCGAGUUCACCAACAGCAGCGCCUGGGCGUACCUGAACACAUCUCUGCUGUACUGGGAAGUCUUUCGACGGUGGCCGUAUCUCCGACGAGCAAGUGGCGCGGCGGCCAUAGAUGAUACUCUGGAUGAGUCGGUGCUCAGGCGGCCGGGCAAGCAUGCUACCGUCUGCCUCGAUGGCUACCUGAGCAAGGACUUCGGCCACAACGACGACGAGGAGUCGUGCCACCGGAGGGCAGCCGUGCAGCAUCUUGCGCUAUUUGUGCCGUGGGAGUCCUUUCUGUGCGAAGAAACAGCCGAAGACGCAAAGCGCGACGCCAAGCAAUGGGCGGCCUCAUCCGGCGAUGGCGAUUCCACGGUCGCCCACGUCGAGGAGGGCGAGACAGGCGAGGCGGGCGCAGAAUUUGCAGCGACGUAUCGGUCCAACAACAUCGGAGACGCAACGCGCCUGAUCGACGUCGUCCGAGGCGCAGUGGGCACGAAUCAGGUGACGGCCAAGUCGCCGGAGCUCAUGGCAAUGAUGCGGCAGCUCUGUCGAUUCCAGCAAUCGGCGCUCUGCUCAACGGCCGAGCUCGAGGCCAUCGCGAUUCCCGAACAAGGGUUGAGGUGCAUAAGCAUGCCAGGGCGGGUAUUUUCCGGGGCCGCACUACCGCCGCAGGAUCAGGUCAAGGCUAUCAAGUCGCAGCAGAUAAUCCGGGAAAGCGAUCGCCGAGCUGCGUUGCGGAGGGUGAUGACCGGCUUCGGGGAGGACGACGUCGAAAUGACGACAGCCGACUCCGACGAGACGGCUAGCGACGCAGAAGCGGGAAUGCGCGUCCAGCUUGGCCCAUCGACCUCCUUCUUCGCGGCGGGCAAGGAGUUGUCAACACGGCUAACGCUGAACAAGAGGCAGUCGAUCGCUUUCCUAAUAAUAUGCCGCCAGCUCGAUUUGAUGCGACAAACGAAUAGGGGCGAUGCCGGCCAGCUCUGCCAGUUCGUCGGCGGCGAGGGGGGCACCGGCAAGUCGCGGAUCAUUGGGGCACUCGUCGAGCUGUUCAGUGGGAAGAGCCUUUCGAAUCGUCUGCUGAUCACGGCGACGUCAGGGACUGCCGCGGCGCAGAUCAACGGCAUCACGAUCCACCCGCCUGCGGGUUCACUAAAGACCAAGGGGCGGGCGGCGCGAACACAGCCAAGGACCUUGACGGGAAAGAUUUCGGGGAUCCCCAUCGUCCUCUUCUGCGGAGACUUUCAGCAGUUCCGGCCGGUCCAAGAGAGGUCGAUCGUCCUGCCGAGCGCGGCCAUCUCGUGGGACGUAGACAACUCGUUCAAGGCCGAGCAGCGGCACCAGCACGACAAAGCGCACGCGCUGUGGAAGAGAUUCACGACGGUCGUCAUGUUGAACGAGCAAAUGCGCGCCGCCGGUGAUCCGGAAUUGCAGGCUGCUGAAGCGGAUCCGGCAGGGUGCAGGACCGCACGGAUCUGGACCUCAACUCAAGGUGCUACCGCGAGGGCAGGCGGAUCCUGGGAGACUGGCAUCACCGUGGUGACGCCGCUGAACAGGAAUCGGUGGAACCUAAACAUGGAGGCAAGCUUGGCGUUCCGGGUCCAGCAGCGGUCGACGAUGCGCAUCUUCAUCUCCGAGCACAAGUGGAAGGAGGGCCUGCCGACCGAGGAAGAAGCGAUCAUGGUACUCAAUCAAGGCGACGAUAGCGCGAUCCCCGUGCCGGCCGUCUUCAUGCAGGCGGGCGGAAACAAGGGCGCGACGCAAAUGCAAGGGCAGGAUGCGCAGAGCACAGAGGAAGGUCUGCGGGUUUGUGGAGAGAUGGCGGGGCGAGGAGGUGCAGCCGAUGCCUGA
This is a messenger RNA of Hirsutella rhossiliensis, 2964 nucleotides long. RefSeq names its product PIF1 protein. The record is from RefSeq and is a predicted model, not a curated record. Bases 1 to 2964 code for a protein of 987 amino acids. The transcript is spliced from 13 exons. NCBI's taxonomy places the organism in Eukaryota, Fungi, Ascomycota, Sordariomycetes, Hypocreales, Ophiocordycipitaceae.